AUCCUGUUUGUUGCCGCUCUGUCAUCUUAUUCUUAAUUAUAAAUCAUGGGGGAUGAGGAUAAAACAGUUAAACAUGAAGAUUUGGAACCAUCCACAGGGGUGAAUCACACAGCCUCUGCGUAUCAACAAACACAGGAGGAACCUGUUACAAACCAAAUAGGAUUAGAUGAAAGUGAAUCAACUGAAGGAAGUAGUGUUAUGACCAGCAGUGGAAAAAGACUACAAGAAACAUCAACUGAACCAAAUCAUUUGCAAAGACUAAGGCAAACAUUUGCUUGCCCUCCACAUGGCUUACUGGAUAAAGUCAUAACAAACGUUACCAUGGCUAUUCUCCUGUGGGCUGUAGUUUGGUCAAUCACUGGCAGUGAAUGUCUUCCCGGAGGAAACCUGUUUGGGAUUAUAAUCCUUUUCUAUUGUGCCGUCAUCGGAGGCAAACUUUUGGGGCUCAUCAAGUUACCUAGGUUGCCUCCACUGCCUCCUCUUCUUGGCAUGCUGCUUGCUGGGUUUCUCAUAAAAAAUAUCCCUGUCAUCAAUGAUAAUGUACAGAUCAAGCACAAGUGGUCCUCUGCUUUGAGAAGUAUAGCCCUGUCUAUCAUAUUGGUUCGUGCUGGCCUUGGGCUUGAUUCAAAGGCCCUGCAGAAGUUGAAGGGUGUUUGUAUGCGAUUAUCCGUCGGUCCGUGUCUUGUGGAGGCAUGCACAUCCGCUCUUCUUGCCCACUUCCUGAUGGGUUUACCAUGGCAAUGGGCAUUUAUACUGGGUUUUGUUGUAGGUGCUGUCUCUCCAGCUGUCGUGGUGCCUUCAAUGCUCCUUUUGCAGGAAGGAGGAUAUGGUGUUGAAAAAGGUGUCCCAACCUUACUCAUAGCAGCUGGCAGCUUCGAUGACAUUCUGGCCAUCACUGGCUUCAACACAUGCUUAGGCAUGGCCUUUUCCACAGGCUCCACAGUUUUUAAUGUCUUCAGAGGAGUUUUGGAGGUGUUAAUUGGUGUGGCAGCUGGAUUUCUUCUUGGAUUUUUCAUUAAGUACUUUCCAAGCAGUGAUCAGAGCGAACUCAUAUGGAAGAGAGCCUUCCUUGUCCUGGGGCUCUCUGUGCUAGCGGUGUUCAGCAGCGCGUACUUGGGUUUCCCUGGGUCCGGAGGACUCUGCACAUUGGUCAUGGCUUUCCUUGCAGGCCUGGGAUGGGCCAGCAAAAAGGCAGAGGUUCAAAAAAUUAUUGCAGUUGCCUGGAACAUCUUUCAGCCCCUUCUCUUUGGUCUGAUUGGAGCAGAGGUAUCUGUUUCAUCUCUCAGACCAGAAACUGUAGGCCUUUGUGUUGCCACCUUGGGCAUUGCAGUAUUGAUACGAAUUUUGACUACAUUUCUGAUGGUGUGUUUUGCUGGUUUUAACAUAAAAGAAAAGAUAUUCAUUUCUUUUGCAUGGCUUCCGAAGGCCACAGUCCAGGCUGCAAUAGGAUCUGUAGCUUUGGACACAGCAAGAUCACAUGAAGAUAAACAGUCAGAAGAAUAUGGAAUGGAUGUGCUGACAGUGGCGUUUUUGGCCAUCCUCAUCACAGCCCCAAUUGGAAGUCUACUGAUUGGCUUGCUGGGCCCCAAGCUUCUCCAGAAAGCUGACCAUCAAAAUAGAGAUGAAGAAGUUCAAGGAGAGACUUCUAUACACCUUUAGAGGUGAAAGGAAAGAAUGCUGAAUGUGAUGAUUAGAAAGCUGCAAACAGAGGCUACUUUUAUCAAGAUGAAUACUGAAAUAUGUAAUGUGUAAGCUUAAAAUGAACAGAACCAAAAGUGUGACUAUUUCUUUAAACAGCAUUUGUAGCCAUUACCCUUUCCAUGUGGAUGGUGAUGUUCUGCAUCUCCAA
Molecule: messenger RNA, 1849 nt
Organism: Myotis lucifugus (little brown bat)
Lineage: Eukaryota; Metazoa; Chordata; Mammalia; Chiroptera; Vespertilionidae
Gene: SLC9B2
Product: solute carrier family 9 member B2
Exons: 11
Coding region: 46-1659 (537 amino acids)
Biological process (GO): proton transmembrane transport
Cellular component (GO): membrane
Molecular function (GO): antiporter activity
Source: RefSeq, a predicted model, not a curated record